AUGCGUUCGUUCAUGCCGCCUUUUUUGGUAUUCCGGCGAUGGGCAGCAGCUUGCCUCUCCCCGAGGGAGAAGCCUUUCGUCUGGCGCCUUCCUGGAGGCUCUCCCUGUGACCUCCUGCCGACUGUAGAACCUUUCGUCCGGCCCUAUUCUUCUUUGAACUUCGCGUUCUGCAGUGCACCGCGGCUGCAAACUCGGGAAGCGAGCGCCUCGACGACUUCUUCUAGGAGAGAACGCCUUCUGUAUGACGCUGUCAUUGUAGGCGGGGGCCCAGCAGGUCUGGCUGCUGCGAUUCGGCUCAAGCAAAUUGCAGCCGCGCAGCGCACCAGCAUUUCAGUUUGCCUGAUCGAAAAGGCAGCCGCGUUGGGAGGCCACAUAGUCUCGGGAAGCGUUUUAAAGCCAUCGGCCUUAGACGAGCUACUGCCAGGGUGGAGGAUUUUGCUUCGGGGGGAGGCUCCCUCUGAGGGGAGACGGGGGGAUCCGCUGGAAGGCGUGUCUGUCGAGCCUCACGCAAGUGCCUCGGCAAGUCUUCUUGGCGCGGUGCAAGAGGGCCAACAAAAGUUUCUCUUCGAAGAACCUCUCACUGCCAACGCAGGUGCCUUUCCCCAGAUGACUCCUGUGACGCAAGAUCGCCUUGUGUUCUUGCUGGAUGCCAAGCACUCGGUGUCUUUGCCCCGUCGCAUGAUGCCUUCGGUGCUCCGCAACGAAGGAAAUUUCAUCAUCUCUCUAGGCGCUCUCUGUCGGUGGCUAGGCGCCUACGCGGAGGCGUUGGGAGUCGACGUCUUUCCAGGCUAUGCCGCAGCAGAACUGUUGCUGCAAAGGCAAAAAGGGGAGGCUCUAGUACCCCUUUCUGCAGUCGCACCAGCAGCUAUACGCAGGGAGGGCUGGUAUGUUUCCGGUGUACGGACAGCCGACUGCGGCCUCGGACCCCAUGGCAAACCCCUCGCCUCCUUCACCCCCGGUGUGGAUGUGCAGUCUAAUUGUCUCCUUAUCGCGGAGGGCGUUAAAGGCUCUCUAGCAGAGCAGGUCGUCUCCGCUUUCGACCUCAGGCAAGAAACUUUGUGCCCGACAAAAUACGGCCUUGGGCUGAAAGAGGUGUGGAUGCUGCCCCCCUCUGCUCGGUUCCCAGGAAGAGUUCUGCAUACACUAGGCUGGCCCUUGUACUCCCGAGCGUUUGGAGGCGGCUUUGCAUACGAAACCCAAGGAGGCUGCCUCUCUAUAGGCCUCGUUAUUAGCCUAGAUUAUAAAGACCCCUACCUCAACCCCUAUUUGGAAUUCCAGCGUUUCAAGAGCCACCCCAUCCUGGCCUCGCUACUUGUCGGAGCGCGCUGUAUUUCGUACGGCGCGAAGUGCGUGUCAGAAGGCGGAUGGCAGGCCAUACCCAAGCUUGCGUUUCCGGGAGGCAUGCUGCUAGGCGACAGUGCAGGCUUCCUGAACGUCCCUGCAGUCAAGGGCGUGCAUCUGGCCAUGCGGUCCGGGAUUAUUGCAGCGCAAGAAGCAGCCGAAUUUCUACGAUCGGAGGCACCAGCCCCCAAGACAGUGAGGAAUGCCAAGCCAUGCUUUCAGUGGGGCCUAGUAGGAGGGUUGUUGGGAAGCUUUGUGCAUUUGGUCUUAACGAAGGGUUGCGAGCCGUAUACGCUCAAAUGGAAGAAGCGAGACAGCGAGAUGACGGAGAAAGCCGUGAAGCAUCAUCCUAUUGAAUACAGUCCUCCGGACGGGAUUCUUAGCUUUCCCCUAACUGAGAGCCUGGCCAGGAGCGGUGUCUGGCACCGAGAAGAUCAGCCUUGCCAUCUCAAAGUGCGAGAUGGGUUGCAAGAUGUUCCAGUGGAAAUCUCUCUCAAAGAAUUUGCUGCUCCAGAGAGCCGCUUCUGUCCGGCAGGCCUCUGCUGCCUAGUGUCCGUCUUGCGCGCACUCUCUGGCUCUUUUGCUUCAACCCCUGCUUUGUCAAGGCCCUUGCGCCUACUCCCGCCUUCUCCAGCUGUCUCUGCACUGAGUGCUUCUAGGGUUUAUGAGUACCUCGAGGACCCCUCCGGAAAGGCCUUUCUGCAAAUCAAUAAGCAAAAUUGCAUCCACUGCAAAUGCUGCGCCAUUAAAUGCCCCAAAGACUUUAUUGAGUGGACAGUACCGGAAGGAGGAGGAGGCCCCAACUACAGCAACAUGUAG
This is a messenger RNA of Cyclospora cayetanensis, 2160 nucleotides long. Its product is annotated as electron transfer flavoprotein-ubiquinone oxidoreductase, mitochondrial. The coding region runs from base 1 to 2160 and encodes 719 amino acids. The record is from RefSeq and is a predicted model, not a curated record. Lineage: Eukaryota; Apicomplexa; Conoidasida; Eucoccidiorida; Eimeriidae. The transcript has 9 exons. Gene Ontology annotation, biological process: electron transport chain. Gene Ontology annotation, molecular function: electron-transferring-flavoprotein dehydrogenase activity; iron-sulfur cluster binding.